Messenger RNA from Amyelois transitella, 1284 nucleotides. RefSeq lists its product as uncharacterized. Gene Ontology annotation, cellular component: plasma membrane. The transcript is spliced from 5 exons. The coding region runs from base 27 to 1208 and encodes 393 amino acids. NCBI's taxonomy places the organism in Eukaryota, Metazoa, Arthropoda, Insecta, Lepidoptera, Pyralidae. Gene Ontology annotation, molecular function: odorant binding; olfactory receptor activity. Gene Ontology annotation, biological process: detection of chemical stimulus involved in sensory perception of smell; sensory perception of smell. The record is from RefSeq and is a predicted model, not a curated record.
UCCGUUCACGGCGGCCGCCCGCAAAAAUGAAACUUUUCUCUAACAUCGAGGCUUUCACGGAGACACUGGGGCCCAGGAACGCUAUUGAUGACAACAUGACUCUGAUAUUGAUUAUCCAAAGAAUUUUCGGACAACACAUCUUGAACUCUAAUUGGACGUGGAAAAGAUUUAUAUUGUAUCAAAUCGCAAGCGCAUCUUUGAUAGCAUACGUCGUAUUUGGCACUAAGGAAAUUCUGUCGAACACCACCGUUAUCAAAGCUAUUGCAGAAGCAUGUUACACUUUCGCUAUAAGCGGUUUAAGUACAGUGAAAUACUUGCUUUUUGUGAGAGAAAGGAACACGUUUAGAAAACUGUAUGUCAAAGCGAAGACAUCUAUUCUUGGAAUUCUUAAUGAAGAUUCGCACGAGAAAAUGGUUGAGGUUCUAAAAAAUUCUAAGCGCGUAAUGAUUUUAAUGUUCUCAAUGGUCGCUUUGCCUGUGUCUUCGUAUAUUUUGAGAGCUUUGUGGUUUUACGCUAAAGGGGAGAGGGUAACUUUAUCAAAAACGACUUCUACAUUAUUACCAAUGACGACUCCUUAUUACGAAAUCGCGACAACUUUACAUGCUCUAUUUAUGACAGAAAUGGCAUGUACAUUUUGUGUUAUAGAUAUUUGGUUUAUGUUUCUGCUGAAUCUGUAUUGCACGGCCAGUGAAAGUGUGGUGAAGAUAUUAGAUGUUAGGAAGGCGGAUGGUGAUAAUGAAGAAGAUUAUGCUGUUUAUUUGAAUGAUUGCUUAAGAAAAUUUUAUAAAAGACAUGUACAUCUUGUUGAAUAUCUGUACAUUUUGAACAAAACAUUUAAAUGGCAAGCUUUAGUUCCACUCAUAACUGUUAUCAUUCUCUCUUGUAUUCCGAUGCUAUCAAUGAGUAAAGAGCUGGAUGUGACAUUUGCCACCAACGUAAUGCCAACGAUUGCAGAAAUUUUCGUCUACAAUUGGUUCGGGGAACAGGUCAAAACUAAGUCUAAUGAUCUGCGCGCGGCACUCAUAAACUUCGACUGGGUGGGCUUACAGCUGAGAGAUAAAAAGAGUUAUUAUCUGAUAUUGAGUUUUAUGAGCAAAGAGUUCGGCGUGACGACCGCGGUCGGGAGUGAGUUAUCGCUCAUUACCAUGACAUCGGUCCUUAAAGCUAGCUACCAGGCCUUCACAAUGUUGCAAUCCUUUGAAAACUAAAACUUGGAACAUUUGUCAAGUACUUCUGAGACACUGCUUUAGAAACGGCACAUAUUCAUACAAAGUAACAAUAUUU